UUUUCUUCUCUCAACAUGGAUAAGCCAUCUUCCUUGCUAGUCUUAGUUUUUCUGAUUCUCUCACCAAAUGUUUUCUUUCUACUGCAACGGCCUGUGAUGGCUCGGCCGCCUCUCUAUACCAACUCGCGUUGGGUUGUCGAUGAAAACGGGCAAAGAGUGAAACUGGCCUGUGUGAACUGGGUGUCACACCUUGAAGCCAUGGUGGCUGAGGGUCUCCAUAAGCAGCCCUUGGAUGUGAUCUCAAAGCAGAUCAAAUCGAUGGGAUUCAACUGUGUUAGGCUUACCUGGUCACUCUUCAUGGUCACCAAUGACUCCUUAUCUUCCUUAACUGUUCGGCAAUCAUUCCAAAGCCUCGGCCUUCUUGACACCAUUGAUGGUAUCCAAGUCAAUAACCCAUCUCUGCUUGAUCUUCCCCUCAUCCAAGCUUACAAGGUGGUGGUAUCUAACCUUGGAGAGAACAAGGUGAUGGUGAUACUAGACAAUCAUAUAAGCAAGCCUGGAUGGUGUUGCAAUAAUUGGGACGACAAUGGCUUCUUCGGUGAUCGUUACUUCAUUCCAAAACUCUGGCUUAAGGGUUUAACUGCAGUAGCAACCAUGUUCAAUGGUACCAACAAUGUGGUUGGCAUGAGUCUGAGGAAUGAGCUCCGGGGUCGCAGGCAGAAUGCAAAAGAUUGGUACAGGUACAUGCUAGCAGGAGCUGAAGCAGUGCACAAAGCAAACCCAGACGUUCUUGUUAUACUCUCUGGGUUAAGUUAUGACAGGGAUUUCUCUUUCCUCAUCAAGAGACCAGUGAAGCUAACCUUUACAGGGAAGCUAGUCUUUGAGGUGCAUUGGUACGCGUUCUCCGAUGGCGACAUCUGGGAAAAAGGAAACCCAAACCAAGUCUGUAAAAGGGUAGUGGUUAGUUUGAUGAAGAAGGUUGGGUUUCUGCUGAAACAAGGGUGGCCUCUAUUUUUGAGUGAGUUCGGGGUGGAUCAAAGAGGGACGAACGUGAAUGAUAAUAGGUACUUGAAUUGCUUCUUUGGUGUAGCAGUUGAAUGGGAUUGGGACUGGGCCCUGUGGACAUUUGUGGGGAGUUACUACCUUAGGGAAGGGGAGAGGGAGAUGGAUGAGACUUACGGGAUGGUGGAUUGGGCUUGGCAAGACACUAGGAAUCCUAGCUUCUUACAAAGACUUUCUACUCUUCAAACUCCUUUUCAAGGGCCAGGCGUUUCUAAUGUUAGGCCAUAUAAAAUAAUGAUCCACCCAUCCACAGGUCUCUGUGUCCACGGAAAGUCACUAACAGAGCCACUAAGGUUAGGCUCUUGUGCAGGGACUGAAGCUUGGAGCUACACACCACAGAAGAGGUUAGAGCUGAAAGGGACACAUCUCUGCUUACACGCUGAAGGAAUGGGUAAACCAACAACGCUUGGAACCUCAUGCACUGAUGCUACCACAAAAUGGGAGACAAUAUCUGACUCUGGAAUGCACUUCUCAUCGAAGCUUUCCAAUGGAAGAGCAGUUUGUUUGGAUAUUGGUUCUAAUAAUGCCUUAGUCACUAAUCCAUGCAAAUGCCUGAGUAGAGACCACAAUUGUGACCCUGGGAGCCAAUGGUUCAAGAUUGUUAAUAGCACAAGGAUGAUGAGUCCAUCCUCCUCUGAAAUACUUCAUCUUCCAAAUUUAUAUGGGAAGGAUCAGUUUCCAUUAAUGGAGAGCAUUGGAACUCAAAUUGAGGAAGGAGCAGUCAAUGAGACAUGAACGAAAUAAACUCUAACAUGUACUGGUUAACUAGCAGAACCAUAGGUUCAAGAGAAAUUAAGAAAGAAAAGAAGGCAAGAGUCACUUUAUUCCAUUUGAUUUUUAUUUGGAUGGCAGAAAUAUGAUGUUCUAUGCUAUCUGAGAAAAUUCACUACUUUUAAUGGCUUAUAUCUUAUAUCAGGUGUUCGGUUA
Messenger RNA from Macadamia integrifolia, 1929 nucleotides. RefSeq names its product glycosyl hydrolase 5 family protein-like. The record is from RefSeq and is a predicted model, not a curated record. Lineage: Eukaryota; Viridiplantae; Streptophyta; Magnoliopsida; Proteales; Proteaceae. The transcript has 4 exons. The coding region runs from base 16 to 1737 and encodes 573 amino acids. Gene Ontology annotation, molecular function: hydrolase activity, hydrolyzing O-glycosyl compounds.